CGUCUUCUCUAGCAAACACAAUAAUCUUCUCUCUGGAAUGAUUUGAGGCUGUGGCUGAGGUAUAAUCCGUUGUAUUCAUCUUAAUUUCAGUCCAUUUUCUUCGGCUGCAAUCCACUGUGAACAAUGAUUCCGAAGGGGAAGCAAUAUCGCGCUUCUUCGCUAAGGAAGAAAUCCUCUUCCACGGUGAUUUUGUCAAUGCUAAUAAUGUUUUCCUGCCUCGUUCUCAUUCUCCUCGUUCUCGGAAUCCUCUCCAUCCCUAAAAGUUCCUCCGACUCUCCCAAGCCCAACGAUCUCACUACAAUUGUUCAUCAUACUGUUUCUGAAAGCGUAGAGGAUGAGGUUGAAGAUCCAGAGGAUGACAGGAAAGAUCAGUGGACGGAAGCGAUUUCUUGGGAGCCGAGAGCAUUCGUUUACCAUAAUUUCCUGUCCAAGAAGGAAUGUGAACAUCUAAUCAAUCUUGCAAAGCCUAGUUUGGUAAAGUCAGUAGUUGUUGACAAUGAGACAGGCAAGAGCAGAGAUAGCAGGGUUCGUACAAGUUCUGGUACAUUUUUGGCUAGAGGAGUUGAUAAGAUAAUACAUAAGAUUGAGCAAAGGAUUGCAGAUUAUACAUUCAUACCUAUAGAAAAUGGUGAAGGUCUUCAAGUCCUUCAUUAUGAAGUGGGUCAGAAAUAUGAACCACAUUUUGACUACUUUCUUGAUCAGUUCAACACAAAGAAUGGGGGUCAGCGGGUGGCAACACUUCUAAUGUACCUAUCUGAUGUUGAAGAAGGAGGUGAGACCGUUUUCCCUAAUGCAAAAGGAAAUUACAGUGCUGUGCCUUGGUGGAAUGAGUUAUCAAAAUGUGGAAAAGAAGGAUUAUCUGUUAAGCCAAAGAUGGGUGAUGCUCUUAUGUUUUGGAAUUUGAAGCCUGAUGCAUCACUUGAUCCUUCCAGUUUACAUGGUGGUUGCCCAGUUAUUAAAGGCAAUAAGUGGUCGUCUACAAAGUGGAUGCAUGUUGAGGAAUUCAAGGUUUGACCUAGUAUGUGAAGGUAAUUUUGGUUCCAAGAUGGAUAUGUAUUUAUUAUAUGGUGCUUACCCUAUAAAAGAAAUCAUAAAUUUUACACUUUCAUUGUAUUUUAGCAUUGUUGUUAUUCUCGGUCAAAAUCAUAAAUUUUACAAUUUCUU
This is a messenger RNA of Impatiens glandulifera, 1164 nucleotides long. Its product is annotated as probable prolyl 4-hydroxylase 10. Gene Ontology annotation, molecular function: L-ascorbic acid binding; iron ion binding; procollagen-proline 4-dioxygenase activity. Bases 124 to 1014 code for a protein of 296 amino acids. Gene Ontology annotation, cellular component: endoplasmic reticulum. Gene Ontology annotation, biological process: peptidyl-proline hydroxylation to 4-hydroxy-L-proline. The transcript has 7 exons. NCBI's taxonomy places the organism in Eukaryota, Viridiplantae, Streptophyta, Magnoliopsida, Ericales, Balsaminaceae. The record is from RefSeq and is a predicted model, not a curated record.